Molecule: messenger RNA, 2965 nt
Organism: Puntigrus tetrazona (Sumatra barb)
Lineage: Eukaryota; Metazoa; Chordata; Actinopteri; Cypriniformes; Cyprinidae
Product: meprin A subunit beta-like
Exons: 16
Coding region: 95-2116 (673 amino acids)
Biological process (GO): proteolysis
Cellular component (GO): membrane
Molecular function (GO): zinc ion binding; metalloendopeptidase activity; protein binding
Source: RefSeq, a predicted model, not a curated record
ACAGAGAGGAUGUGACAAUUUGACAUUUUCUUGUCAAACUGGGUGACUGGGAGGCAGUUUUGUGUUCAGCUGCAUUAGUGAAUGAACUGUAAAGAUGCAUUUAUGCACAUCUCUUUUGCUGAAUUUGGCUUUGGCUUUUUGUCCAGCAUCAUCUAUGCCUUCACCAUUCGAAAUUAAUGAGGAAUUGAUGGACAUUUCAGAUAUAAACAAAGAUUUAAAUCUCACAGAAGGAGACAUUGCGGUGCCUAACCAAAGGAACGCCAUUCUUGGGAAUCAGUACCGGUGGAAUACUUCCAUCCCCUAUGAGCUGAGUGUGAAUCUCAGUGUGGACUAUAAAGGAGUCAUUUUGAGAACAUUUGAGCAGUUCAGACUGAGAUCAUGUAUUGACUUCAAGCCCAGAACAGCAGAAAACAUUUACAUCUCUGUGGAGAGUAGUGACGGGUGUUGGUCAUUUAUCGGCCGUGUAUCUGCUGGAGCUCAGCCUCUUUCCAUUGGAGAUGGCUGUGGGAUAAAAGCUUUUACUGAGCAUUUAUUUCUCCACGCUCUUGGAUUUUUACAUGAGCACACAAGAUAUGACAGAGAUGAUUAUGUGACCAUCAACUUUAAAAACAUCAUUACAGGGUAUGAGAGCAAUUUCAAUAAAUUCAGUGAGAACCAGACAACCACCGAAGACACCCCAUAUGACUACUACUCUGUGAUGCAUUAUGGUAAAAAUGAUUUAAGCAACGGUAAUGGAUACACAAUCAUUACCAAGCAACCAGAGUUUCAAGAUGUGAUUGGUCAACUCCUGGGCAUGAGUGAAUAUGAUGUGAUUAAACUCAACAAACUCUAUAAAUGCAAUUCGUCUAUCUCUUUCCUUGAUCACUGUAGUUUUGAUGAUGAAUCUCUGUGUCAGAUGAGCGUCUGCUCUGCUGCUGAUUACGGCUGGCAGAGAGUGAAGUCAGUGAGUGGCAUCAAUGUGACUGACCACACAUACUUGGGCAAAGAACAAAAUGGGACAUCUUUCUUCAUGCACUUCAACACUAAGGCAAGAAACGAGGGGGAUGCAGCUAGAAUGGAAAGCAAAACAAUGACCCCUCAAAGAUACUGUAAAGUGCAGUGUCUGCAGUUCUACUACUAUCACAGCGGUCACAAGUCUGACCAGCUCAACAUCUGGAUCAGAGAGUACCAGAACGAAUCAGACAGCAGAGGAACUCUCAGACUUAUGGAUCAGAUCACAGAACCCCCUGGUAAUUACUGGAAGCUGCAUCAUGUGCCACUGAAUGCAAAUAAAACCUUUCAAGUUGUAUUUGAAGCCCGUAAAGGAGAUGGAAACUCCAGUGGAGGAUUUUCACUGGAUGAUAUCAAUAUUUCAGAGACUGAGUGUCCUCACACAUGGCAGAUCAGAGACUUUGAGAAGGUUUUGAAAAACAGUGUGUCUGGCUUUUGGAUGUACAGCCCGUUGUAUUACUCCAGUGAUGGUUAUCGCUUUCAGGCUGGCUUGAGACUGAAUCAGAAUUACCUUUCAAUAUAUGUUCGUCUGGUUUCUGGUGUAUUUGAUGAUCAGCUGCAGUGGCCUUGUCCAUGGAGACAAAUAACCUUCCAGAUGCUUGACCAAAAUCCACACAUACAGAAGCGCAUGUCCUCUGAGAAAAGCUUCACAACUGAUCCUUCUUUCAUUUAUUCCAAUUUAAAUGUUUGGGGCAAUCCUCAACAAAUUGGAACCCAGGGUGUCAUUGCCAAUGAGACUGUACAUGUGGGUCUUUUUGUGGGAUAUCAAUAUGCCAUAAUGAAAGAGGACCUCACUAAAAGAGAGUUUAUCAAGGGUGGUGACAUCAUAUUUCUCUUCACCUUGCAAGAUAUUUCUGAGUUGCUUCAGAAGGACUCUCUACCCUGUCCUAAAGCAACAGUGAAGAACUUCAACGUUACUCCUGAUGUGAGUGCCCAGCAAGGAUCAUGUGCUCCAAGAGUUCUUCCAAAAACUAUAACAGCAACAACCACUACUGCUACUAAAAGCGUUACAACUACACCAAGACUUAAUGACAGUAAAUGCUGGGACAUAUUUUGCAAUUCCAGUGCCAAGACUGCUUCCUCUCUGAUCAUCAUGGUGGUGUGCUUUCUUUUGCUAGCGAGUUAAUCAUGAAACCACUAUUAUUAUUUUUAUCAUCAUCAGCCCUAUUUCUGACUUCAUAAAUUCAGCACCAAAGAAUUGCAUCUAUCUUCGGCUUUCUGCUACAUGCAUAUGAUAAUUAAAUAUGCUUUGAUAAUAUUAAUUAAUGUUGAAGCUAGCAAUAAUCAUGAUGAUUUACACACAUUCUCUUAAAGAUCAAGUUAAUUAGUUAAGUCUUCUUUUUAUUAAUCACUGCAUAAAUUUUAUAGGUUUUUUUAUUGUUAAAGUAUGUUUUUGUUUAAAUGUAAGAGGGGGAAAUUAUUGCAAAAAGAGCCUAUGCACAUGAUGAAGCUUCCCAUGUGAUCAAUCAUUUUAGAUGCCUAAAAGGAGUGAGGGAAGUCUUCUGAUAAACAGCAUAUCAUUUGGCUCAAAAGCUUAUAUUAACUGUGUCUUAAGUUUUCUGUCAAGAUGUAUAUGGUUUAAUGCUAUAAGUCACAAUUGUGACAAUUCACUUCUUUUCACUUCUUGGUGACACUAAAUAUUGUACUAGUGGAUACAAAAUUUAAGAUUAUAGUGCAAUGUUUUAACGCCUACAUAUAAUAUAUACUGAUCUGUUGAGUUGAUGGCUUUUUACCAGUGAGAUUAAUGUCUACAAAUGUCUGUAUAUAUCACAUGUAUGCAAUUGUAAUUUACCACCUGCCCAACCCAUAUGGAUCUAAAAACCACUGGAUGGGUAUAAAGUGGGAAUCUCAACUUGAGUUGUCAUAUUCUUACAGUUGUGGUGUAUGGACUCUUCUAUUUUCUUAAAGUGUGACUUGUGAAUGUGCCUUUAGAUGGAUUUCAAACAACUAUCAAUAAAAACAACCAUGAAAUUUC